Molecule: messenger RNA, 3055 nt
Organism: Lycium barbarum (goji berry)
Lineage: Eukaryota; Viridiplantae; Streptophyta; Magnoliopsida; Solanales; Solanaceae
Exons: 7
Coding region: 591-2723 (710 amino acids)
Biological process (GO): mRNA splicing, via spliceosome
Cellular component (GO): catalytic step 2 spliceosome
Molecular function (GO): protein binding; RNA binding
Source: RefSeq, a predicted model, not a curated record
AAUUGUUGAUAAAAAUAUAAAAUCAAGAUCAUUUAUAGCUAUAUUAGCAUAAUUAGUCCACUAUUGAAAAUACUUAUUUUAUUUUGUUGAGUCAAGAAACCUAAUUAAUUAAUUGAUGAGUUAGUUCAUCUCAAUUUAGUCUGAUUUGCAAAAGAGUGGUUUCAAUUGCGAUUGAUUUUAAUCAGGUUAUAUUAUAAAUAUUUGGUCAUAACUAAAUCCAAAGUGUUACAUUUUAAAUACAAAAUAGCGAGGCUUUUCUAGCCCUCUCUUAACUUAUUUUCGGACAAAAACAUCACCAGCCCAAUCCUUAAACCAACGCGAUCCGGCUGACCAAACCACUUCAAUACCCAAAAUCGCUCAAUCAUUCAGAACCCUAGCCCCAAAAGAGAACCUCCCUUCCCCGCGUCGAAGUAGUAAAUUCCUUAUGCGCGUUUGAUUUUUGAAGAUCUUGUUCGAGGCAAGGGAAUUUAUUGUCCUUGUUUUCUCCGGCAAAUCACUGCUACUUCUCUCCUUUUUUUCACGAGUAGUUUGUUUUGAUACUUUAUUUAGACAUUGUAUGUGCUUAUUGAAUCUAUAAUUCCUUUAAGCUGAUGGAGAAAGUAGAGAGGAAAAGGUACGGGGAUGAAGAAUCUGAUGAUGAUAGGAGAAAGAGGAAGAGAAGAUACGAGGGUGAAUUAAAAGACAGGAGUCGAAGGAAUGAAGGUGAGACCGAUGACAGGAGGCGACGGGAAGAUGAUGAUGAUGAAAAGGUGCAUAAAAGAAGGAAGGAUGAACAUGGAUACAGGGAUAGGGUUGAUCGGUAUAAUGAUGGUAGAGAAGGGGAUAGGAAAGAGAGAAGGAGAGAUGUAGAAAGAGAAAAGAGAGAAACAGUUGAAGAUGAUAAGCACGGAAAGGAGAAAAAUAGGAAAGAUAAUGCAAAAGAGGAUGGGGCUUUUAAAGCCAAUGAGGAUUCCAAGGUGCAAAAGCAAGAUGGUAAUUUGAGUACAGACUUAGUAGCUAAGAUGGGCAGGAGUGGGGGUGUCUACAUUCCACCGUUCAAAUUGGCUAGGAUGAUGAAGGAUGUUGAGGACAAGAGCAGUGUUGAGUACCAGAGGAUGACUUGGGAUGCUCUGAGGAAAAGUAUUAAUGGGCUGGUGAAUAAAGUUAAUGCUGCCAACCUCAAAAACAUUAUUCCAGAGUUGUUUGCGGAGAAUUUGAUUCGCGGGAGGGGUCUGUUCUGUAGAUCCUGUAUGAAGUCCCAAAUGGCUUCUCCAGGUUUUACUGAUGUGUUUGCUGCUUUGGUAGCUGUUGUUAACACCAAGUUUCCAGAAGUGGGUGAUCUGUUGCUAAGAAGGAUCAUACUGCAGCUGCAAAGAGCUUAUAAACGUAAUGAUAAGCCUCAACUGUUAGCAGCUGUCAAAUUUAUUGCUCACCUUGUAAACCAGCAAAUUGUUCACGAGCUUAUUGCUCUCGAACUACUUACAGUUUUGUUGGAGAAACCUACUGAUGAUAGUGUUGAGGUUGCAGUUGGUUUUGUUACAGAGUGUGGUUCAAUGCUUCAAGACCUCUGUCCAAGAGGAUUGCAUGGAAUCUUUGAGCGGUUCCGGGGUAUACUUCAUGAAGGAGAAAUAGAUAAGCGGGUUCAAUUCUUAAUUGAAAGCCUCUUUGCAUUGCGAAAAGCAAAGUUUCAGGGUUACCCAGCGGUGCGUCCAGAGCUCGACCUUGUUGAGCAGGAAGAUCAAUUAACCCAUGAAGUCUCUCUUUCGGAAACAAUAGAUCCAGAAAUUUCUUUAGAUAUUUUCAAGCCGGAUCUUAAUUUCUUAGAAAACGAAAGGAAGUAUGAAGAACUAAGGAAGGCAAUACUUGGUGACGAAUCUGAGGAAGAAGGGGACUCCGAUGCAGAAUCAGAGGAUGACGAUGAUGAAGAUGAAGAUAGUGAAGAAGAGGACGAGGAGCAAAUGAAAAUAAAGGACGAGACAGAGACAAACUUAAUCAACCUUCGGAGAACGAUCUACCUGACGAUUAUGUCUAGUGUUGACUUUGAGGAAGCGGGACAUAAGCUGUUGAAAAUCAAGCUAGAGCCUGGUCAGGAGAUGGAGUUGUGCAUAAUGUUAUUGGAGUGCUGCAGUCAGGAGAGGACUUAUCUUCGCUACUAUGGACUACUGGGACAGCGUUUUUGCAUGAUCAACAGAAUUCAUCAGGAAAACUUUGAAAAAUGUUUUGUGCAGCAGUACUCCAUGAUCCACAGGCUUGAAACUAAUAAACUGCGUAACGUGGCCAAGUUUUUUGCUCAUUUGCUCGGGACGGAUGCUCUGCCUUGGCAUUGUUUGGCUUAUAUACGGCUGACAGAGGAGGACACCACAUCCUCCUCUCGUAUCUUUAUCAAGAUCCUAUUCCAGGAAUUGUCGGAGCACCUAGGUAUCCGUUUGUUGAACGAGCGUCUCAACGACCCCACUAUGCAAGAUUCUUUGGAGUCUAUUUUCCCGAAAGAUAAUCCCAAGAAUACAAGGUUUGCCAUCAACUUCUUCACCUCUAUCGGUCUGGGUGGAAUUACCGAGAAUUUGCGAGAGUACCUCAAGAACAUGCCAAGGCUUAUCAUGCAACAACAGAAGCCUGUUUCUGAAUCAGAUGAGUCUGGUAGUUCAUCUGAUUCUGAAUCUUCCGGAUCCGAGUCAGAAUCCACAUCAUCCAGUUGUAAGGAAAGUGAUGAUAGUCGAAGGAAGCAGAGGAGGAGGAGGAGAUAGAGACUUUAGACUGCUCAGCAAUCUGAAUACAGAUAUCUAUUGUGAUUGAGAUUGAGAACUAGUUUGUAGGAGUUGUUAUCCUCAGUAACUAGAUUUUUGUUUGCUUUGUAUGUUUAAUCCACUAUAAUUUGUGCAAUUUCAGUUUUGACUAGUUGAACCUUGUGCAAUUUUCUUUCCUUUUUUUUUUUCGUAUUGGUCUGCGAGUACAGGCCUGAACUUCUUUGUUUAUCACUGUAUUGGGAACCUUAAAAAUGUCUACUGAUGAUGCCUGAUACUUUUCUGUUGGAAACAGACAGUAGAGAUUAGAGAGGAAUAAAUGAGAGAUUUUCGUC